AAGAACUAUAUAAUAUAGACCAACUAAUUACUGAAAAACGAAGAGGUUGCCCUCCCAAAAAUAAUGCAGAAAACCAGGAACGUAAAAGAAAGAGGAUGGUGUCCCCACCUCCGUUAAAUUUCGACGAAACAAUGGCUCCGAAAAACGACAUCGAA
This is a messenger RNA of Racocetra persica, 155 nucleotides long. The record is from the annotation of a GenBank genome assembly. Lineage: Eukaryota; Fungi; Glomeromycota; Glomeromycetes; Diversisporales; Gigasporaceae.